Molecule: messenger RNA, 1737 nt
Organism: Priceomyces carsonii
Lineage: Eukaryota; Fungi; Ascomycota; Pichiomycetes; Serinales; Debaryomycetaceae
Exons: 1
Coding region: 1-1737 (578 amino acids)
Source: RefSeq, a predicted model, not a curated record
AUGAAUGCACCAGGGUUUGAUUGGUUGAAUGUGCCUUCAUCCGGCAAUAGCAGCGGAACAAAUUCACCUGCACCACCCGUGUCUUUUGGAUAUAAAUCAAGCGCAAGCUUGAGGAAUCGAAGCAGCGAGAAUAUCCCAUUUAGAAAUACAUCGGCAGACCAACUACUUAAUAGGAACUCGAGAAGCUCCGACUUGUCGAAGCAAGGUAAUGAAUCGAAUGGCGAUUCCGAAGAUAGUGUUCCAUUGUCUUUAACUGCACAAGACUUGACACUACAGGAAUCCAAAACUUAUAUGAGAUGGUAUAGUGACAUACUAGCACGGACUAAUAGCAGAACCAUAACAAUGAACGAUGUUUACAACUUUUUAAAUAAUUUCAAGAUUUCUCAUGCGGUGAAGGAGAAGAUAAACAAAAUAUUCCAGAAGAUCUUACAAUCCAUAAAUAUAGGAGAGUUCUUUGCAGUUUUGAGACUUAUUAGUCAUGCAAUGAAAGGAGAAGAUCCAAAAAGAAUACUAAUUAAGUAUAAAACACAAGUCCCUAUUCCUACGUCAAUUCUUUCCAAAAAAAGACACAAUGAGGACGACGGGGAUGAUAGUGAUGGUAACUUAGAAAUGGCCGAAGAUAGUAACACGGAGCCCAAAAAGCCUUUAGAUUUAGAUUCAUUUACUCAAUUUAUGCUUACCGGUGAACGGCCUGACGAAAAACCUAAGAAAGGGCGUUCGAAAAAGUUAAAAUCUGUUAAAUUUUCUGAUCAAAUCGUUACGGAUAUACAUGAUGAUUCAUUUGCAAGUCCAAUUGGUUCACCUUCUCCGCAGUCACAAGCUAUUGACUAUUCUUUACCAAUGGACCAAUUAUUGAAUCGAAUGAGAAAUAAUCCUCCAACCCAGCAACUGCAACAACAAGAUGAAGACGAACAGGAAAUAUUAAAAGAUAUGGAAUCUCAAAUAAAUCACUUUAAAAAUUUGCAUUCAGUUGACACUGCUUCGAUAGGAGGAGUUCCGGCUAAUUUAGACUUCCAACCUGGCCAUUCACAACUUUUGAGACCUAACAUGACAGGGCCUGCCCAAAUGUCUCAAUUAUUUAGCCCAUCGCCAGAGACACAAGGGUUAAAGCCAAAUAUGACUGGACCAAAUCAAAUGCAACAAAUGAGGGAAACGAAUGGUCCUUUAUCUCCGUUGAAUCCUAACGUUACAGGACCCAAUGAUAUGGCUAAAAUUUUUGCACCUCAAGCAUCCCAAGAGACACCUCAAAUUACGCUACAGUCAUUUACUGAUCAGAUGACAGGAAAUACGCAAGCUAAUACUUUGGUAAAUUCAACCAGGACAACGACAAAUGGGUCUCCAAUGAGGUCAACAUCUGCAUCACAGGUUGACAGGCCAUUACCACCGCCGCCUGUUCCUGCCGCAAGGAGGUCCAGGUCCGUUUCUUCUCCAAUGCCUUCAGUAUUGUCCUCAAUGCCUCAGGGUGGCCCUAGAGACAACAAUUCGGCAAUAUCCCUGCAUUCAGACUCGCCUUUACCUCAAGUUAAUGGCCACGAGAAGAGUCAACACAAAGUUCCACCUCCGCCACCACCUCCAUCUAGAAGGCGUGCAGCUACAUCAUCACCGCCUCCUCCCCCAUUACCACCAAAAUCUACUAUAUAUAGUAACGAGAAUGACAGCACUGCAAAUAUUUUAGACGAUUUGAAAGCAUUACAGGCUGAGGUUGAUAGAAUCAGGGAUAUGACGGGUGGGUUUUAG